This is a messenger RNA of Dentiscutata heterogama, 207 nucleotides long. The record is from the annotation of a GenBank genome assembly. Lineage: Eukaryota; Fungi; Glomeromycota; Glomeromycetes; Diversisporales; Gigasporaceae.
AUAAAAUUAUUGUAUUAUUUCUUACACUUCCACUUUCUAAUGCUGUAGUAGGACAAGUAUUUUCACUUCAAAAUUUAAUUAAGACUAAACUUAGAAAUUGGUUAAAUAUUAGUACUCUUAAUUAUCUUUUGUUAAUUUCUUUAAAUAGCUCAUCUAUAAAUAAAUUUGAUUUUGAACAUGCAUAUGAAAUUUGGACAAAUUCUUCAC